This is a messenger RNA of Aaosphaeria arxii CBS 175.79, 2143 nucleotides long. RefSeq names its product tyrosyl-DNA phosphodiesterase domain-containing protein. The transcript is spliced from 2 exons. Gene Ontology annotation, cellular component: nucleus. NCBI's taxonomy places the organism in Eukaryota, Fungi, Ascomycota, Dothideomycetes, Pleosporales. Gene Ontology annotation, molecular function: 3'-tyrosyl-DNA phosphodiesterase activity; single-stranded DNA binding; double-stranded DNA binding. Gene Ontology annotation, biological process: single strand break repair; double-strand break repair. The record is from RefSeq and is a predicted model, not a curated record. Bases 41 to 1855 code for a protein of 604 amino acids.
GCACCAUCAACUCACUAAUUUCAACGCUAUAGUCGAACCCAUGGAUAUUUCAAACGACGAUGAUGAGGAUCUCAGACGCGCGAUUGCCUUGUCGCUACAGGAUGUUCAAAGCAGUGAAACACCGCCACCAAAAGAUAUCAUCGUUCUGGAUGAUGAUGAUGACGAUGAAGACGAACAAUUACGACUUGCCAUGGCACUGUCGAUGGGAAAGGGAGAGGCCGCUGAGUCUGCUCACUCCUCAAGUCUCGAUGUCAACUCUCUCGCGUCCCAGUCCACGUACGCUGCACCAUCACAGGACAAGGAGCCCUCUAAAGAAAACGUAGGAGCAAAGCCAACUGCUGACCCAAAACCCAAAGCCCCGUUCGGUAUACUAGGACUGGACCGCAAGGCCAUGGAACAAGAGAGGCUCGCAAGGUUAGGGAAACGCAAACGCAGCAUCUCACCAGAGCGUUCCUCGAAAAAGGAAGCCGUUCUACAUGGCGGACAGCAGCCUUCUAAUGAGUCUCAUCCGAAGAUUGUAGGAACUGGGAGUGCUCUUCAGUACCCACGGGGUACCAUAAAGCGUACUUGGGCGGUCAAACAUCCACGGAAGAGCGAUAUCACAAUCGAGGAAGUCUUCCAAGCAUCUACUCUCAACAUCGUUGUCAUUAGUGCGUUUCAACCAGAAAACGAAUGGGUCUUUAGUAAAAUUCCGCCUGAAAGAAUCAAGCAGAUCUGGAUUAUGAGCGCAAAGGGCGAAGAUCUCCGACAAAAGCUUUUGGCUGAAGUCGACGAUGCCAAAAUACCCAACUUCAAGCUGUCUUUUCCUUCAUUGGAGGGGCAGGCUCAGAAUAUGCACAGUAAACUGAUGUUGCUCUUCCACGACACCCACCUGAGAAUCGUGCUAUCAACGGCUAAUAUGAUGAAGGUGGAUUGGGGAGAGACAGGGAAUUCAUGGCAACCCGCCGUUCUAGAAAAUUCUGUCUUCCUCAUCGACCUGCCACGCAGAGCAGACGGAGGGGUUUGUUCGCGAGACGAAUUGACUCCUUUCGGGGCAGAUCUGAUGGAAUUUGCAAGCGCACAGGAGCUCGGCAGGGUUGCAACAGAAGGACUACGAAAGUUCGACUAUGACGGGGCCAAAGACAUUGCAAUGGUCCACUCCAUCCCUGGACCUCUUACUGGGGAAUACUCUGAUCGCACUGGGCUCGCAGGACUAUCGAGAGCCCUGAGGCAGCUGGGAUUGGAUGAUGUAGAAGACAUUGAGCUUGACUAUGCGGCAUCGUCUCUUGGCGCAAUCAAGCCCGCAUUCUUGCUCCGACUCUACCAAGCCGCCCGAGGCGUUGACACACGCGGCGAUGGGGCUGGUAAAGAACCAACCGAUUUUCUGGAUCGGAUACGUAUAUACUUUCCAAGCCAGAGCACUGUGAACAACAGUACUGGCGGACCUGACUGCGGCGGAGUAAUAACCUUGAGCCGUCGGGACUACCUCAACGAUGUGUUCCCCAAGAGGUGCAUGCGAGAGUACAAGUCGACGAGACCGGGUGUCCUCUCUCACAACAAGAUGCUGCUGGCUCGUGGGCGCAAGAAGAACGGAAAAGGGGUGGCCUGGGUGUACGUCGGCUCUGCGAACCUGUCUGAAUCCGCGUGGGGAUCGCGAAGGCUGCUGAAGACGGGAAAAGAAGGAAAGGUGAGCAUUCGCAACUGGGAGGCAGGGGUCGUGGUUCCGGUACCUGCAGAGAGGCUAGAGAAGGUCAAGCUAGGGCCCGGGGAGGUCCCGCCGAUGAGUGUGUUUGAGGGCACGGUAGAGAUACCGUUUGAGUAUCCGGGAGAAGAGUAUGGAAACGGGAACAAACAGCCCUGGUUCUAUCGGGACUAGGACAUAUGAUGUAUGUAUAUAAUUAGGCACCGACAUUCUACUGAUGGCAUUUAAAAAUGUGUCGUGGAUCUUGAAUAAAUGCAACCAAGGAGGUCGGCAAGGACCGCAUGCAUUAAUGACUAUGGAAACAGGAUUUGCGAGGUUCAGACGAUGAUGAUUUUGAUGUGAGCUAUAUACACACGGAGCGGUUGUGGCACUGGUAGACGGUAGGGCAGCUGGCCUGGCAGUGCAGCCACAGCGUAUCCGGUACCGGAAAAUACGAUGAUCCUGGUGGAAGGAUGGAUGAUG